AGUAAGGCGUAGCCUCGCUUCUGGAAUAAAUUGACAGAUUCCUUAAGAUUUCUUUGCAUUUUUCCGGCACUGUAAGGAAAAGUUCAGCUAUAAAACGUCUGGUGAUUUAUAAGCAUUUAGUGUUAAUCCUCGUGAGAACAGUGGCUUUAGCAGUAACGAUCCCAUAGCCGCGCAUCCAUAAUGCGAUGUUGCGCUGAGCAUGUGGGAGAACGCGAAAGGGGUGGAGUUCGGCUUCUCCACUUUACCAGCGCUCCAGUGUGGCUCACAGAGCUCUCACCGCAAGUGCGCACUUUCGCAUUCCUCUGCGCUCUGCAGCAGCCCCACUUCCCAUCAGCCCGCCUGGAACUGUAGAGCGCAUCGCGGCUCAUCUCUGCUCCAGUCUUCUCCGUCUGCUCGCGGUGAUACUGCGCUAGAGCCUUCGUUGCAAAGUGAAGCUGCGGGAGGCAGCCAGCUUCCCCGCGCCCAUGGAGGGAGACGGGAUGGACAAGCUGGAGCGCAUGGCCUCCGUGUGCGAGUUCGACCCAAUCACCGGCAACAUCCCCGCCACCAAAGUGGAAAUCAGUGUCUCCUGCAGAAACCUGCUAGAUCGAGACACUUUCUCCAAAUCUGAUCCAUUAUGUAUCCUGUAUACUCAGGGAGUGGAGUCGAAACAGUGGCGAGAGUUCGGGAGGACAGAAGUGAUUGACAACACACUCAACCCAGACUUUGUGAGGAAGUACAUUCUGGACUAUUUUUUUGAGGAGAAGCAAAAUCUGCGUUUUGACAUAUAUGACAUUGAUUCCAAAAGUCCUGACCUGGCCAAGCAUCCCUCCGAAUUCAACGACUUCCUGGGUCAGACCUUCUGCACUCUGGGUGAGAUAGUGGGAUCUCCAGCCAGUCGACUGGAAAAGCCUCUGGGGGGUAUUCCGGGGAAAAAAUGUGGCACCAUCAUUUUAACAGCAGAGGAACUGGGAAACUGCAGGGACUGUGUCACUAUGCAAUUCUGUGCCAAUAAGCUGGACAAGAAAGACUUCUUUGGUCGCUCAGAUCCUUUCAUGGUGUUCUACCGGAGUAAUGAGGAUGGAACGUUUACUAUCUGUCAUAAGACUGAGGUGAUGAAAAACACACUCAACCCUGUGUGGAAACCUUUCAGCAUUCCUGUGAGAGCCCUCUGCAACGGAGACUAUGAUAGGUCAAUUAAGGUGGAAAUAUAUGAUUGGGACAGGGAUGGCAGCCAUGACUUCAUUGGAGAAUUUACCACUAGCUACCGGGAGCUGUCACGGGGCCAGAGUCAGUUCAAUGUUUAUGAGGUGGUGAAUGCCAAAAAGAAAACAAAGAAAAGAAGAUACAUCAACUCUGGAACAGUGACGUUGCUUUCGUUCUCCGUUGAGGCGGAACACACUUUCCUAGAUUACAUCAAAGCAGGCACUCAGAUCCAUUUCACCGUGGCUAUUGAUUUCACAGCUUCCAAUGGGAACCCAUCUCAGUCCACAUCUCUCCAUUAUAUGAACCCAUACCAGAUGAACGCCUAUGCUAUGGCACUAAAGGCUGUCGGGGAGAUCAUCCAGGAUUAUGACAGUGAUAAGAUGUUCCCUGCACUGGGCUUUGGAGCCAAACUCCCCCCUGAUGGCAGAGUGUCUCACGAGUUCCCCCUGAAUGGUAAUGUAGAUAACCCAUACUGUAAUGGCAUGGAGGGCAUUCUAGAGGCAUACCACCAGAGUCUCAAGACAGUUCAGCUUUAUGGACCAACUAACUUUGCCCCAGUCAUCAAUCACGUAGCGAGAUAUGCAGCAGUAGUGGAAGACGGCUCACAGUACUUUGUGCUCCUCAUCAUCACAGAUGGAGUUAUAUCAGACAUGGCUCAGACCAAAGAAGCCAUCGUCAAUGCUGCUAAACUCCCAAUGUCCAUCAUAAUUGUUGGAGUUGGCCAGGCUGAGUUUGAUGCCAUGGUUGAGUUGGAUGGUGAUGACAUCAGAAUAUCCUCAAGAGGGAAGCUGGCAGAAAGGGACAUUGUUCAGUUUGUGCCAUUCCGGGACUACAUGGACCGGACAGGGAACCAUGUCCUCAGCAUGGCACGGCUAGCCAAAGAUGUCCUGGCGGAGAUCCCCGAUCAGUUAAUCUCUUACAUGAAAUCGAGAGGCAUCAAACCCAACCAGACUCCACCAGACUGUAGCCCUGCUGUGCUCAGUCCAACUUCUACUAUCUGAGUUGAAACAGGUCCAGUUCAGACCAGAGAAAACAGGUCAUGGCCACACGCAUCCCUCUCCACAUCUGGAUCUUUUCACAACCAAUCCAGCAGUCUCUCUACAGGUGGACAUGCUAUACAGCACAAAUAAUCAAGCAAUGGCCACAGGGUAUGGCUCAUACUCCCUUCAGAGUCUGAACAACAAGCAGUGACACUCUAUUUGAGUUUAUCUGAUUUGUUUCAGUGGUAAGAACACUUUUAAAACUUUUAAAACUGUUCAAUAUGAAAAAUACAUCAGUACAUGGACAUGAUGUGGAUAUUCCUUUGAGCAUAGUUUGCUUUCUCAUUUUGGAGCUUGUUCACUACCUGUUCUACAGAGUUUGAGACUUAUAGACUUCUUUUUAGGAGUCAGUAUAUCCUAAGUAAGAGAUGCUCUCCAGAGUCAAUUGCCUUGUUUCUUCAUUUGUUUUUGUUCGCUUGCACGUCACAGCAGCAUCAGGUUUAUAAUAUCACUGUUUUAGGACAGAGUAAUGUUCUAGGGCAUGUCAGUCAGCUAUGGGAUUUGUAAAUAUAUGCCAAGGAGUGAAUAAUUUGGACAGCUACUAGUGGUUGCGGUAAGAUAUCAGAUGAUUUUAACUGUACAAUGCCCUAGAUAGGCUUGCAAUAUAGUAGAAUAUUCACAUUGUGUUAAUUUGGAGAUACAUUUGGGGAAUGUUAGGGUUUUUUUUUUUUGAGAUUUGGGAAAUUAGGAGUAAAAUUUUCAAUGUGGCAUCUCAGUGCAGACUUAAGUUACAAUUUUGAGAAAAUAUGGAAACGUAUUCAGGUAUCAAAAGAUCAUUUAACAAAUCCCAUAAACCCAAGUGCAUGAAAAGCACAAGUGUUUUCUUAAUGGUCUAAAAUUUCUAAAGCAAAAUAAAUAUAUAACAUAUCACAGAAUAUGCUUCAAGAGGCACAACUGUAGUUCAGACUAACUAAAAUCUUGCAGGUUCUUGGUAUCUUUGGUCAUUUUCAUCUAAAUUUUUUAAGGAUACACAAAGGCCCAUGUUGGAUUCACUAGGCAGAACUGUAAUAAUUGUUAAUAAUCUUAUUUCUAGUUUUUGACAGUUAAAUAUAUAAGAGUGUUAAGUUAGAAUAGGUGCUUACUGGGAGAAUUGCGGUGCAUCGACACUCUUGAUGAACAGCAGGGCUUAAUCUCUAUUACUGCCGUAUUCUGAUGUGUAUCCCCAACGAUGCUGGAAUUUUGCCCCAAUUUUUAUGCAUUUUAAACUUUGAGCUCUCACUUUUCUAUUAAAAUCCUCAGUGAUAACUGUGAGAUAGACUGUGAGAUUAGACAGAGGCUGCUUGAAUUAUGUAAAGCUAGACUCAAACAAUUAGUGAACAUAAAUUAUUGUAAUUUAAUUAGUUACAUGGAAUUUUCCAAUUCCAUUCAACGCUGGCUUCAUACGGUUUAGUGUGACCUUUGAUUUGAUGGAAUGCAAUUAUUCCAUUAAAUCAAAGGUCUGCUUGAUAGAGUGACCUGUGCAUUUUACAUCCUGACCUAAUGGCUGAUUUUUUCCCUCCCUAUGUGAUGAUCUUUAUUGAUGUUUUGAUAUAAAUUGGGUGCAAUAACUGAUGUCUCAUAAAUGUUUAAUAAGGAUAUGCAUGUUAAAUAGCCUUAUGUUGUUACUAUUUGCAGUUAGCCUAGUCCUGAAAAUGAUCUGGUAAACCUCAGAAAGUGUGUUUGAUCAAAGUGGUAGGUUUACAAAAAACAAUUUUGUAUCAGUUCAGUCACAAUGAGCGUGGAUAGUAUUUUGACUUACCUGGCCAACUGAUACUAGGCAGCCAUGCACAUUAUUUUGGUAAACCUUUUACCAGGGAAAUGCGUGAAUGAAUCGUUAGUCAUUCCAGUGCAUUUCUUUAUUUUGUUGGACUCAAUUUUGGUUGUUUCGAAUUUAGUCCUCUUGUUAUCUUUUUUGUCAAAUUUGUUGUAUUAUAAUUUGAUUUUAAUGAUUUUAAUCAUUUUUGUUGUAUAAAUUCACAUGCUGGAUGAUACUGGAUUCAGUUCAUAAUGAAGAAGAGCAAACCAUUCUUUCAUCACUAGAUACUGACUUCGUCACAGCCUUUUCAAACAAAGAACAUCUGCUUGAGGAGAUAAGGACAACUGAAAAAUUACACCAGACAUGUAGAGACAAAAUAGUACCAGUAUUUUUUCUUUGACAAGGUGCCACCCAUCAAGUGCCAAUGCUUGCCCUAUGAGAUGUGCAUGCUGGGACUAAAAUAUCUGAAGGGUUUUGUGAAAACUGCUUCUUCCUUCUCGUGUGCAGCACUACAGUGAGAGGUCAUCCAGUGCAGCUUUUCCGCAUGACCGAACUCAUUGUUUUGGCUUAAGUUUCUUUUUCUGUGCUUUUGUUCUCUUUUACACCUCUCUAGAUCUCGGUCAAUAUGCAUGAUUAACAGUUUUCCAAACCGAACGUAAAGCAUUGCUGUCGUCAUUUCCAUGGUUUUUGUGAAGUUUGUAAUGGAUUACCUUAAAAGGAAUAAAAACAGUGGCAACUUUUACAAAAGGUAUAAGUACUGUUUGUGUGUUCAUUAAUAAGGCAGUAACAAUCAAUACUAAACACUAAGAUUGUUUAAAGGUGUAAAGCGAGACUGCAACAAUUAUACUGGAGCCAAGUGUGGACUUUUAGUACCUCUAUUUUCUUUGGAAGAUGAGAAAUUGAUUACUAGUUGCUUAAAUUGCUCAGAUAAAUGUAUCACAUGUAAAAGUCUUUCAAUCCAUUUUUAUUUAUUAGCAUGCUAAGUUGUAAAAUUGAGUUUUUCUUGGGUAGAGCUACUGCUGAUGCAUAGGCAUGAACAUAAAUUAGAUCUUGGUUGGUAAUAUGUACCCUGCACACCACUGUCUCUCCAAUCAAAAUAGUCUCUCUCUAUCUUUAUUAAUUGGAUUGCCUGUUUUUCAGAUGUGGUGUGCCAGCUGUUUGGUAUAAAAAGACAUUUCAACAGAAGGGCCCUGACAAAACAACACUAGUGCU
This is a messenger RNA of Pangasianodon hypophthalmus (striped catfish), 5172 nucleotides long. It is a transcript of the gene cpne5a, whose product is annotated as copine Va. Gene Ontology annotation, cellular component: plasma membrane. The record is from RefSeq and is a predicted model, not a curated record. NCBI's taxonomy places the organism in Eukaryota, Metazoa, Chordata, Actinopteri, Siluriformes, Pangasiidae. Gene Ontology annotation, biological process: cellular response to calcium ion. The coding region runs from base 465 to 2186 and encodes 573 amino acids. The transcript has 21 exons. Gene Ontology annotation, molecular function: calcium-dependent phospholipid binding.